This is a messenger RNA of Erinaceus europaeus (western European hedgehog), 945 nucleotides long. Its product is annotated as olfactory receptor 2D3-like. Gene Ontology annotation, biological process: G protein-coupled receptor signaling pathway. Gene Ontology annotation, molecular function: olfactory receptor activity; G protein-coupled receptor activity. Gene Ontology annotation, cellular component: membrane. The transcript has a single exon. Bases 1 to 945 code for a protein of 314 amino acids. The record is from RefSeq and is a predicted model, not a curated record. NCBI's taxonomy places the organism in Eukaryota, Metazoa, Chordata, Mammalia, Eulipotyphla, Erinaceidae.
AUGAAGACAGCAGUGGGCACAGAAAACCAGACCUCUCUGACAGAAUUCAUCAUGAUGGGCCUUUCCUCAGAUCCAGACACCCAGAUCCUGCUGUUUGUGCUGUUUCUCAUCGUCUACCUGCUCACCGUCUGUGGGAAUCUGCUCAUCAUGGUGCUGAUUCAUGUUGACUCUCGACUUCAUACACCAAUGUACUUUUUCCUUAGAAAUCUGUCCUUCACUGAUCUCUGCUUCUCUACUACGAUUGUCCCACAGAUGCUACUCCAUUUGCUGGCAAUGAGAAAGACCAUAUCCUUGAUUGGGUGCUCAGUGCAGAUGUUUUUAUUCCUAGUAGCUGGGUGCACAGAGAGUGGCCUCCUAGCAGUGAUGUCCUAUGAUCGCUAUAUUGCUGUCUGUAAGCCCCUGCACUACUCUACCAUCAUGACCCAGAGGGUAUGUGUUUAUCUGACCACAGGGUCUUGGGCCAUUGGAGUCUUUGUGUCCCUAGUAGACACAUCGUUUACAUUAAGUCUCUCCUAUAAUAGACAGAAUGUAAUCAAUCACUAUUUUUGUGAGCCUCCUGCACUCUUGAAGUUGGCUUCUGAAGAAAUCUACAAAGCUGAGAUGGUCAUCUUUGCAAUGGGUGUACUAAUCAUCCUUGGACCUAUGUCUCUUAUCCUUUACUCUUACUGGAAUAUUAUUUCCACAGUGAUGAGGAUCCAGUCAGGGGAUGGAAGACUGAAGGCCUUCUCUACCUGUGGUUCUCACUUUGUUGUUGUUCUUUUCUUCUAUGGCUCCACAAUAUUUACCUACAUGCGACCAAACACUAAGAAAAUGAAUAAAGGUGAUAAGGUGAUCUCUGUGUUCUACUCAGUCAUAACAUCUAUGAUGAAUCCAUUCAUUUACAGCCUGAGGAACAAGGAUGUGAAGGAAGCAUUUAGGAAACUAUUUGGAAGACAGAGUCUGUGA